Molecule: messenger RNA, 1098 nt
Organism: Benincasa hispida (wax gourd)
Lineage: Eukaryota; Viridiplantae; Streptophyta; Magnoliopsida; Cucurbitales; Cucurbitaceae
Product: Tmem18
Cellular component (GO): nuclear membrane
Source: RefSeq, a predicted model, not a curated record
GUCACCAUCUAUAAUUUCUGGAAUUUUCCAGAGGGGUUUGAGAGAAAACGCGGUCGUUUCAUAGCGUGAUUUGAUUUCAGAUCCAAGGUCGAGGUUUUGGUGGGUCGAACAAGAACCGAAGAUCCGAACAGAGAUCACAGCCGAGACUGUAAAUUUCAUUUUCGAAUCGAAACACAUCUUUCGGGCCCUUCAAUUUGAUUUUCUACUCAUGGAGGAGUUGAGAUCUGCAAUGGAGGAACAUAUGGACCAAAUGGCGGAUCUGAUUCAGAAAAUUUCCUCCGAACUCCGAUCCGGUAUCCGUCCCGCCGUCGAUAAUUUCGUCGGUUUCUUCCACGCCAUUGACUGGAAGGAACCUUGGUUAAUGGGGUUAUUGGGUUUUCAUGGAUUGUUGCUGAUAAUAACUAUCUUUACAAGGAAACGUACUAACUUUCAGAUGUUCUUGUUCCUUCUUGCACUGGCUGGCGUAUAUUUUGCUGAAAGAAUCAAUAGAAUAUUGAGCAAAAACUGGAAGAAUUUCGCCACCCAGAACUAUUUUGAUCCAAAUGGAGUUUUCCUAUCAGCACUCUGGUCUGGGCCACUGCUUGUAAUUUCAAUGAUAAUCCUGAUAAACACGCUCUUUACGUUAUGCUUUCUAGUAGUCAGAUGGAAGAGAGCUGAGCUUCGACAUCGUGCGAGACUUUCACAGAGUAAAGAAGAUUGACCCGAAAAGAGGAGUUUUUAGCUUUGAUGUCUUUUGCUGGUAGCUUGUAGCUGUGUAUCCUAUCCUUCACGGAGAUCGUUGGACUGAUACGAGUACAAUGCAAGGAGUGAGGAGAGGUUUUGGUUACUCUUUUUUUUCUUAUUUAUUGACUAGAAUAUCCAUAGAUAUUAUUGUGAUCAACUUUAUACAACAUUGGCUCACUUUAUGCAGCUUGAAUUUCAUCAGUGAGUAAUAUUUUUAGUCAUUACUGAUUUCAUUCGCCGAAGAUUCGAUAUCGUAUAAAAGGAAGGGAAAAAAAAAAAGCUUUUCUCCAAUCUCUUGAAAAUGUAGAUGGCAUCCUGAAAAUAUUGAUGUUAUUACCUAUGACAGAUUCAAAUAAUAUAUGUUGUUACAAGAUA